Messenger RNA from Phascolarctos cinereus (koala), 704 nucleotides. Lineage: Eukaryota; Metazoa; Chordata; Mammalia; Diprotodontia; Phascolarctidae. The record is from RefSeq and is a predicted model, not a curated record.
AGCUAACCUCAUUCAGCUUGACCUAACACCUAGUUCAAAUAAACCAUAUCCAAAUCUUUCUUUAUAUGAUGUUUCCCAUUAUGGAAUCUCUCAAUGAUGUGUUAAAAGACUCACCAAAGGAUUCAUUUGGAAGAAUCUCUUCAAUCAAAAGCAUGAAAAGGAAAAGCAUACUUUCACAGAUUAGAAACAUAUCUUUUGCAUCUGUUCCAGAUAGCUCUUCAUCAGAAGAGAGCAAAGUGCCCAAGACUCCUCCCAGAAGUACCAAUGUUGAGACCAAUCCUGAAAAUAAAUUUUUAUAUCCAUGUCUUAAGUUUCCAAAUUUAAAAGGUAGUGGGACCAUGGCUGAAGAUGAUAAAGGCAACUUUGUGCAAGUCAGUCUUGGUGAAAUCCUGUCCAUAAUUGAACCCAUUAGUAAACAAAUGGAGGAAGAUAAAAAACACAAAGUGGAGCCAUCCAGAUUUUUUGAUGCAACGGUUGCACCAACUUCACAAAGUUUGCUCUCAAGCCCUGUUAUCUAUAACAUGCCUUUUGUCAAGGAAGAUGAAAAAGACCUGAGGUUUCCAAUCCAAUCCAAGUAUUCACUAAGCAGCUACUACGUGGCAAGGCACUGUGCUAGAUUCUGUGGAUGGGGAAAGAGAGGAAAUAAACAGACAAACACAAAACCCACAGCAGUCCCCGCUCUCAAAGAUUUUUCAUUAUACUGA